CAGCAAAGAGGGAGGGGGAACCAGAGCUCUGGCUGGAACUGCCAGGGCUGUUCUAGAAAGUGCGGACUUGGGGGGCUCCGUGUUCUUAGCUCAAGCGCCGAGGGUGCUGCUCGCAGGCAGGGCAGGAUCAGUGCACUCCCUCGGUACUCCUCCUCCCCUGCUUUGGCGCCCAUUGAGGUGGCCAGAGUCGGCUACUGUCGCUUCUCUGCCUCUGCCGCCCUUUGAGUCGUGGCUCUCCCGAAGAGAUCUGCGCGCUUUGCCCACCUCUCUUCCCCUUGUUCCUAACUCCCUGUGCCCCUUGGCCCCGACAUGCGCCUUCCUCUCGCCUGCCCCUUGCUCCAGGACUGCCUCAGGCAUGCCAGCAUGGCCCCCGUAACCCAGCAUGGCUUGUGAGCAGAGCAGCACCGGAGAAAUCCGAAGCCACCGGCAACGUGCUAGUCUAGGAGGUGCCGUGGAAAAGCGGCAGAGGGGAGGAUGACUUCAUCGCUGGCACCAGCUGUAGCAUGGAAUGGUUUCACAUGAUAAAACUCCUGUCUAACUUGUUUGCAGGGCUACAGGCGACCAGACGAGGCGCGUCCAUCCCUUCGCCAGCGGUUACAGCAGGCUUUCCAUUGAUUCAAGAUGACGUCAUGGAGAACUCCAUUGCUGAUAAGCUGUAUUAUGUGGCAUGCUCAAGCGGAAUUUUUCACUUCUAUAGGCCAGAUGACGGACCUGAUUUAUGCUGAAAAAGAUCUGGUACAGUCAUUGAAGGCAUAUAUUCAAGAAGAAGAAUCUAAGCUUGCUAAAAUCAAAAGUUGGGCUGAGAAGAUGGAAUCCCUAACUAUCAAAUCCACUUCAGAUCCAGAGGGUUAUCUUGCACACCCAGUCAAUGCAUAUAAACUGGUGAAGCGUCUAAAUACUGAAUGGCUGGAACUAGAGAAUCUGGUUCUUGAAGACUCAACCAAGGGUUUUAUUGCAAAUCUUACAAUUCAGCGUCAGUUCUUUCCGAAUGAAGAAGAUGAGACUGGAGCUGCCAAAGCAUUAAUGCGCUUGCAGGAUACAUACAAACUGGACGCUGAGAUGAUAUCAAAAGGAGAAUUCCCAGGAACAAUGUACAGAUCUGUCCUGUCAGUGGAUGAUUGCUUUGGCAUGGGGAAAACAGCUUACAAUGAAGGAGAUUAUUACCACACUGUGCUUUGGAUGCAGCAGGCUUUGAAACAGCACGAUGAUGGUGAAGAGGCAACUAUCACUAAAGUGGAGAUUCUGGACUACCUUGGCUAUGCUGUCUUCCAGCUUGGUGACUUACACAGAGCUAUGGAGCUCACUAGGCGCCUGGUUUCCCUGGAUCCCAGUCAUGAGAGGGCAGGCAGCAACAUGCAAUACUUUGAGAAGCUGUUGAAGAAAGAAAGAGAAAUGACGCCAUUAAAUGAGACUUCUGAUACAAGAGAACUAACAACACAAGAUGGGAUUUAUGAAAGACCUCAGGAUUACCUGCCAGAGCGGGAGAUCUAUGAGGCCCUUUGCAGAGGAGAAGGUGUGAAAAUGACACCUCGAAGAAAGAAGAGGUUGUUUUGUAGGUAUCACGAUGGAAACAAAAGUCCUCACCUGCUUAUAGCACCAUUUAAGGAAGAAGAUGAAUGGGACAGCCCACACAUUGUCAGGUACUAUGAUGUCUUAUCUGAUGAAGAAAUAGAGAAGAUUAAGCAGCUGGCUAAGCCAAAACUGGCAAGAGCUACAGUACGUGAUCCCAAAACAGGUGUACUAACUGUAGCCAGCUACAGGGUGUCUAAAAGUUCAUGGCUGGAGGAAGAUGAUGACCCAGUUAUUGCCAAGGUGAAUCAUCGAAUGGAGCAGAUCACAGGACUUACAGGGACAACGGCUGAACUAUUGCAGGUUGCUAAUUAUGGCAUGGGAGGACAAUAUGAGCCACACUUCGACUUCUCAAGGCGACCCUUUGACAGCACACUCAAAACGGAUGGAAAUAGGCUAGCAACAUUUCUUAACUAUAUGAGUGAUGUAGAAGCUGGAGGCGCCACAGUUUUCCCAGAUUUUGGAGCUGCAAUUUGGCCCCAAAAGGGGACUGCAGUAUUUUGGUAUAAUCUCUUCAGAAGUGGAGAGGGCGAUUACCGAACAAGGCACGCAGCCUGCCCAGUGUUAGUAGGGUGUAAGUGGGUAUCAAACAAGUGGUUCCAUGAAAGAGGAAAUGAAUUCUUAAGACCAUGUGGGACAACAGAAGUUGACUGAAAUCAACCUACAUAUUAGUUGGUUUUCUCCUGAUUGCUCAUCUUUUUGUGCACUGACCAGUUCAUUUCUAAGAAAUGACCCCUACUUUACUAUGGAAGAACGCUGAUACUUUUUAUUUAAAGAUAAGACAGUGUCUGUCAGUGAAAGAAGAAAAUUCUGAAUGCACUUGGUACCACACAGUGAUUUCUCCCCAUCAUUCCAUUCUUCAUUAUCUGCCCUCUUCACUUUCUAUAACAGCAGCAGAAACUGUCUGGUUGGUGACUAGGCGAGUUUGGGCACUUUGGUCUUGAGCCUCCUGAAAACCCAACAUUUUUGUUAUUAAAAAUUGUCAUUGAACCAAUUUUUCAAAAGUACAAUUUUGAUUUUUCUUGUAUUUCUAGGAUGUGCAACUUUUAACAAAAAAUAUAAAUGUACUUUUUAAAAGUG
Messenger RNA from Hemicordylus capensis (graceful crag lizard), 2649 nucleotides. It is a transcript of the gene P4HA2, whose product is annotated as prolyl 4-hydroxylase subunit alpha 2. The coding region runs from base 622 to 2223 and encodes 533 amino acids. The record is from RefSeq and is a predicted model, not a curated record. The transcript has 15 exons. Gene Ontology annotation, biological process: peptidyl-proline hydroxylation to 4-hydroxy-L-proline. Gene Ontology annotation, cellular component: endoplasmic reticulum. Lineage: Eukaryota; Metazoa; Chordata; Lepidosauria; Squamata; Cordylidae. Gene Ontology annotation, molecular function: L-ascorbic acid binding; procollagen-proline 4-dioxygenase activity; protein binding.